Molecule: messenger RNA, 441 nt
Organism: Cylas formicarius (sweet potato weevil)
Lineage: Eukaryota; Metazoa; Arthropoda; Insecta; Coleoptera; Brentidae
Exons: 1
Coding region: 1-441 (146 amino acids)
Source: RefSeq, a predicted model, not a curated record
AUGACAGAUGGCGACCAGAGGCGAGGUCAGGUAUCCCGGUGUUUACCUGGAUACGAGGCUGACGUUCUGGUCGCACAUCAGGCGCGCCGUAGACAAGGCAGCUUUAUGGCAAACACGAGAGGACCAAAACAGAAGACGCGACAACUACUGAUGACAGUAACCCACUCGAUUCUCCUGUACGGAGCCGAGAUAUGGGGAGGCGCGAUGGAAGUAAAGAAAUACCGACAGGCCAUGCUGUCGGUGCAAAGACGAGGGGCUCUUCGUAUCGCGUGCGCGUACCGAACAGUCCCCGAAUCGGCGGUGUUAGUUAUCGCCGGUGUGAUUCCCAUAGACCUCUUAGCUCUUGAGAGAAAGAGUGUCUACGAGCGUAUUAUGGAACUGGGCAGGGCAAGGGCGUCCAAAGAACCACGCAACGUGACGAUGGACGACUGGCAGACUUGA